Molecule: messenger RNA, 393 nt
Organism: Puccinia graminis f. sp. tritici CRL 75-36-700-3
Lineage: Eukaryota; Fungi; Basidiomycota; Pucciniomycetes; Pucciniales; Pucciniaceae
Exons: 2
Coding region: 58-393 (111 amino acids)
Source: RefSeq, a predicted model, not a curated record
UAUCUGUUAUUGGAUCUUGCCCCCCCCCCUUUUUUGUUCUUUUCAUUUUGCGAAGUGAUGAUGGUUCGACACUCAACUUUUACCGUUGGGAAAAAUUUGGCAUUUGUCGGGCUCGGGCUUGGGAUCGCUUGUUUGGCCAAAGUGCUCGUGCCAACAGUCAACAGAAAUUGCAUUCUGCCAACCAUAGCAGAGACUGCUUUAAGAGACUCUGAUCAUCUUCCCCAAAGGAGCCCCGCUGGCUCUCUGCCUCAGAAGAUUGGCUUCGCCACAAGCCGCUCGUCCUCAGCCGCCCACGUGGGAGUCGGACCUGACUCGACUCGUGAGAUGAUCGCUGAAGAGGACCAGACCCUCCCUUCCCCCAUGGUCGAAGCUGUAUCCUUCCAGUGUACAUAA